Messenger RNA from Racocetra fulgida, 484 nucleotides. The record is from the annotation of a GenBank genome assembly. Lineage: Eukaryota; Fungi; Glomeromycota; Glomeromycetes; Diversisporales; Gigasporaceae.
GAUGGACAACCAUGGACCGAUGAUGAGAUUAAUAUGUUUUCCGCCUGGAUUUACGAUGGUAAACAGCAAGGGGUCAAGAUAACCGAGGAUGAAGGAAAUAAAAUUAGUUCUUACAUGGAACCGACUUUUCCUACUGACGUUAAAAUUGACGAGUCUACUGAUGAACCUUUAGACCCUAGUUCACUGAACUUUCAAGACCAUGUUCUUAAAAUGUUUGCAUUGGGCUAUAGAAAUACAAUGUGGAAGAUUACUGGAUAUUUAGAUUUACAUGAUUAUAAUAGUGUUAAUAGUAAUAAAGAUGAUAUUUUUCUGCGGUUAACAAGGUUAGAAACUGAUAUUACUACUCCUAUGAUGCCCAGAAGGAAUCCUUGGCCUAGAAAAAAUAUUCUUCUUUUUUAUCGCUGGGCAAUUCAAGGUCAAAAUUCUAAGGAAAAUUCAACAAGUACUCCAACUGAUUGGCCUAGUGGGUCUCUUGUGUUAAAAA